GCAUCAAACACAAAUAGAGUUUAACCCGAGUGCUGGACUUUGUGCUGAAACUGAGAGAGAGAGGAGAGGAGAAUGGCUCUGAGCACUGAGCAAGCUCUGGCACUGCUACUGAUCUUAAACAGCGCUCACCUCACAGCAGCAGGUUGCUCUGCACAAGACCGUGUUGCUGUCUCUGGCACAGCUGGGGGGAGAGCAGUGCUGCCCUGUUCUUACACCCCCACUCCUAGGCAGGAUGUAGAAGUCAGAUGGCAUGCAUAUCCAGAUCAGGGAGAAGCUGUUCUAUUAAUCGACUCAAAGACCCCCUCAGCACCCAUCCCUGCGCAGUGGAGCGGCCGAGUGAAGCUGUCUGAUGAAGUCUCCUCUGGAAACGCCUCUCUGCUAAUCUCUGAGCUCAGACUGGAGGACACUCGGGAUUACACGUGUGACGUGUGGAUCAAUGGGAUAUGUGUCACUCACAGGAAUGUUAAACUGACAGUUCAAGGACCUCCAAAGAGAGAUUCAACUACUUCAAGAACAACAACGACCACAACCAAGAAAACUAGCCCACCAGCAACCCCGACAACUAGAGCAUCAGCAACUCCGACAACUAGACCAUCAGCAACCCCGACAACUAGACCAUCAGCAACCCAGACAACUAGACCAUCAGCCACCCCGACAACUAGACCAUCAGCAACCCAGAAAACCAGCACAUGCCCAACCCAGCAGGGGAAUGCAGCAGCACAGAGGAGAUCGUACUGCAUGAAACCGCUUUGAUAACUGGAUUCCAAUUGGAUUGCAUGUUCCUGUAUUUAGUGAGUGUUGUGAGUUAAGCGGAAGUUCAAUUAUUCCUGUGUGUUGCUGCUGCUGGUUCCCUAUGCCAGUAUAGUCCAUUGUGAAAGAGUAUUGCUGUUACUGUAACCCGCUGCAUCCUGCCUGUGCCUGCAUCUCUUCAUUUCUAUAUCAUUUUAAUAAGAGCGUUUUAGCAUUUUGAUAUAUUUCAGGUUCUAUUCAUCACUGAUUGCUGUUGCUUUAUUUGUUAAUAAAGUAGUUGUUGCUGUUUACUAUAGAUAAUUGUUAAUAACAGUUUUAUAUUAGUGAUGUGAAGACAGUUUAGAAAUUUGUAUUAAUUUCUUAAUUUUUUUUAUUACUGAUUGAAAAGUACAUUUGUUAAUUAUUUGCUUAGUAUAACUUAGUUAUUCCUGAUUACUAUUAAAUGUUAGUUGCACAGUACAAUAUCUUAUUGCUUUUCCUUUUUUGCUUAUGAAUAAUAAAGUAUUUAGCUGUG
Molecule: messenger RNA, 1264 nt
Organism: Acipenser ruthenus (sterlet)
Lineage: Eukaryota; Metazoa; Chordata; Actinopteri; Acipenseriformes; Acipenseridae
Product: hepatitis A virus cellular receptor 1-like
Exons: 3
Coding region: 73-753 (226 amino acids)
Biological process (GO): cellular response to lipopolysaccharide; T cell costimulation; negative regulation of T cell proliferation
Cellular component (GO): external side of plasma membrane
Source: RefSeq, a predicted model, not a curated record